Canis lupus familiaris (dog) is the source of this 1004-nucleotide messenger RNA. RefSeq names its product coiled-coil domain containing 92B (gene CCDC92B). The coding region runs from base 234 to 1004 and encodes 256 amino acids. The record is from RefSeq and is a predicted model, not a curated record. NCBI's taxonomy places the organism in Eukaryota, Metazoa, Chordata, Mammalia, Carnivora, Canidae. The transcript has 4 exons.
AGCCCGCCCCGGACCCCCCUCGGCGCCCCGGAGCCCCCCGGAGCCCCGGCCCGACGCUCCGCAUCCUCGCAGCAGCUGAUGGCGCCGCAGCCGGAGCGGGUGCUGCGGAACCCCGGGCGCAGCUAGCGCGGGGAAGAAGAGCGCCUUCCCCCACCCAGCCUGGCCCGGACCCAGGGCCCCGCUGGCCCGUCGCUCCCUCAGGUCCCGAAGGUGAGGCCCAGGCCUCGGUUGCCAUGGAUACCAUGUCCCUGGAGCAUCAGAUCCAGAGUGUGCAACGCCACAUCAGCUUCCUGAAAAAGGAGCAGAUGGCCCUGCUGCGAGACCUGCACCUGGAAAUCCUGAGGCUGCAGAAACGCUGUUCAGAACUGACUCGUGACCUGGAGAUGAGAGAGGCCCAGUCUCAUCAGCAAGAGGCGGCGAACCGGGAGCUAGAGAGCAAGUGCCGCGCGCUCGAGUCGCAGCUGGCCGCGCGGACGGCCGCCAACGCCGAGCUGCGGCGGGAGGUGGCGCAGCGCGAGGCGCUGGUGUCGGCGCUUCGCUGCAGCCUGCGCGCGGAGGAGCGCCGCUUCCUGGAGGAGCUGCGGCGCCGCAGCCACCGCGCCACCGUGCUGGGCACCGAGCUGCAGAAGCACACCGAGGCGGCCGCCUACCUCUCCUGCCAGCUGCACGCGGCGCGCCAGAGACUGCAGGCGCCGCGCCCGGGCCCCGCCGCCGCCGCGGCCCCCGAGCCCCGGCCCCGCCGCCGCGCACAGCGGGCCCGCCGCCCGCCCGCCGCCGAGGCCGCCGCCAAGGGCCCGGGCCGGGACUGGGCCGCCUGGGACCGCGCGGCCCGCGCCCUGGACGACGCCGAUCCCAUGCCCGACCCCGCGCUCUUCCUCCACGCCCGGAGGCCCCCGCGGCCCAGCGGCCGCAGCCCGCGCCAGCCACCGCCCCGGGAGCCCCCCGACCAGGCCGGCCCGCCCAGCCCGCCCAGCCCGCCCAGCGCUCCCGGGGAGCCGGAGUAG